Messenger RNA from Lates calcarifer (barramundi perch), 6742 nucleotides. RefSeq names its product ADAM metallopeptidase with thrombospondin type 1 motif, 15a (gene adamts15a). The transcript has 8 exons. The record is from RefSeq and is a predicted model, not a curated record. Gene Ontology annotation, molecular function: zinc ion binding; metalloendopeptidase activity. Gene Ontology annotation, biological process: extracellular matrix organization; proteolysis. Lineage: Eukaryota; Metazoa; Chordata; Actinopteri; Centropomidae. Bases 2101 to 4932 code for a protein of 943 amino acids.
CCUGGCAACUGAAAACAAAGCAGGCGGCUGGCUGGAGGAGAAUGGUGUCGUCUGAAGAGCCGUGAGCGCCACACCCUGCGUGAUCCGCAAAAUACAACUACUACACACAGUACAGUGAAGAAGUUUCAGGCAGCAUCACAAAGAAACUGCGUCCGAUCCCAAAUUCAUUCUGCAGCAUGACAACGACCCCAAAAAUGAAGCCAGAGUCAAAGAAGUAUUUUUUUCAACGGGGUUCUACAACAGAUGGUGUGGCCCACACAGAGGUCUGAUACUUAGAUUUCACCUGUCUGCAUCACCAUCUGUCUCCUCACCAGUGGUGGAGGAAGGAGACUAUUAUUGAGAUCCUUUCCUUAAGUAAAAGUAUGAAUAGCUACCACAGUCUAAAUUUACUCUGUCCUGCAUUCAAUGAUUAAACAUCAGCAAAAUUUACAUAAAAAUCCCCUUCAUGCAUGAUUAAAAAUAUAUAAAAUAUUCUGCUGUCAAAAAUCAUGAUUGGAGGUACACACCUCAAACUUAGAUUUUGGAAUUUUUAAAGAGAUUAAAAGUAGUCACAGUGGUCAAGGAUUAAAAUGCAAAAAAAUCUAAAGGUUUAUUUCCAUUGUGGCCCUUCACAUGGAACAAAGAGCAUGACAUACCUACAAUACAUACCAACAAUAACAAACAUUAAUAAGAAUGGCAAAGAUGCGUGGCCUACACAUUCUGACUUCAGGCCAGAAAUGAACGAGAAAUUUUCUUUUCGAGGCCACUUUGAACAUAUGCUCACUGUUUUUAAAAGAUGAUUUUAUAAGUAAAAGAUGACUGAAUAAAGUCGACCCACUUCCCCACUGUUAGCUAAUUUAAUUCUAACUAAUCCGACUCAGCAUGUGUGAAGGGAUAAAGUUUUACAGUGACCCUUACUGGUCCAUUUUGUGCCUUCUCAAAUAUAUUUUUAUGAAGCUGCGAUAGUCAUUCAUGCCAAGAGGUGGCAGCAUAAUCACAGUAACAAUCACCAAAACACAGUUUUGAGUGUGAGUGGAGAGGGACUUAGAGCAUCAAAAGAUAAAGUGCUAAUCAUGGAGAAUGAAUGAGUGUUAUACAAUAUAAUAAUAUAUAUUGCAAUGACUAUCACAAAUGAAACAGGUAAGCAACGUGUUUUACUGGUGUAGUUGGUCAGCUAGAGAUAAUUGAACUACUUUAUAUACAGCUGGCAGUUUAGUUUAUAAUUAACAAAGAUAGAUAGAUAGAUAGAUAGAUAGAUAGAUAGAUAGAUAGAUAGAUAGAUAGAUAGAUAGAUAGAUAGAUAGAUGUUGAAGAAUCCCAGUUAUUUUAUUUUGUUGUCCACCAGGUGUCAUACAAGGUUUUUGCAGAGAGAUAAAUCUGACCAUGACAUCACAGCUGAUAAUAACAGUAGUCUAAUGUCCCUCUGUGGCAACAUUAUGGUGAUUUGUGCCAUGUUCACCCUAUUUUAAUAACUGUAAUAUUCCUACCAUUCACUGAUGUUCCAUUUAAGAUGCAAUGUUUGGAAGUUAUUGUGGCAUCCCUCUUAGUUGUGUAUUAAAGUUAGAGCUGGAGGACAUAUUUCUCCUGCUCUUUAUGUGAUAAAAGAAUUAAUUUUGUUAGUUUUAUCCUCACGACUUAACGGGGUUGUGUAGAUUAAGUGGAGUCAGACAGAGUCUCAGCGCACAAAGCUCUGGAAGUGGGAGAUCAACUUAAUUCAUCACAGUGUGUUGGGGACAUGAUGAUAGGGCCUGUGCUGAGUUUCAAGUGGCCGCAGGAAAAUCUUCAGCUGAGACAUGCAUCCAAUGAGCGCGUCCAAAGACUGCCCCCCUCCCAAAAGGGAGAUAGAGUUUCCAUAUUUUUACACAUGACGAAAAUGCAUUAAGUCCACAAAAGGCAGCAGUCGACUCAGCACACACAGGUGGAGGAUGGGAAUGGGUCAUGACCAGGAGGAGUUUGCUCUGAGUGGACUUGCACGACCUGCAUUGUUGUAGAAUCCUUCGCGCUGGAUUAUGCUCUUCAUCCUGAUCCGUGGCCGUCACCGCUUCCACUGAGCUUGCACAUUCAGUAUCACUUUGUUUCCUCUGCUGGUCAUUGCAUUCUUUACUGAAUGCAAGCAUCGUCAUGUUUAUCAGAACAACUUCUCUCCUCUACUUUGUGGUUUCAUUCUUAAAACUUGUCCAUUGCAUGGAAAGUGAACUCUGCUUCCCAGUUAGAUUGGAUAACCAUGACAGGAAGGAUUUUGACAACGACGUGGAUAUCCUCAGUGGGAAAUGUCUCAUAAAAAUACGAGCCUUCCAGCAGGAAUUAGUGAUCGAUUUACAUCAGGACUCUAAUUUCAUCGCUCCUUCCAUUUCUAACCAAGACGCGGUCUGGCUCUCCAGCUCCGAUGUCACCACUGACCUGAGCCGGUGUUUUUACUCCGGAUAUGUGAACGCUGACCGCUAUUCUUAUGCUGCUCUGAGCCUCUGUAAGGGUUUACACGGUGCGUUUGGCUUCCAAGGAUGGGAAUAUUUCAUCAGCCCGGUGCAAAAUGACACCAGCAGCACAGAAAGCGCGCACAUCAUACGGCGCAGACCCAGCAACGACCUGAAGCUCAAUUCAACCUCUAGGUGCGCAGUGGACAGCGACAUAAGUCUCCAGGUUGCGCAAUCGUUGGAGAAAUACAAGCGACUGCAAGAUUACAGCAAUGUGACCGAAACGAUGCUGAGGAGGAUGGGGAGAGCCAAGAGGUUCGCUUCGGUCCCCAGGUACGUGGAGACGCUCGUGGUGGCGGACGAGUCCAUGGCGCAGUUCCACGGAGAUGACCUAAAACACUACCUCUUGACGCUGAUGUCGGUGGCGGCGAGGCUCUACAGGCACCCCAGUAUUCUGAACUCCAUCAGCAUUGUGGUUGUGAAGAUCGUGAUUAUAUCCGAGGAGGACAAAGGACCGAAGGUGUCCGGGAACGCAGCCAUGACCCUGCGAAACUUUUGCACUUGGCAAAAGAAGAUGAACAAAAACAGCGACAAGCAUCUAGAUUACUGGGACACCGCGAUCCUUUUCACUAGACAGGACCUGUGUGGAGCCUCCACCUGUGACACUCUUGGCAUGGCGGACGUUGGCACUAUGUGUGACCCCAAGAGGAGCUGCUCUGUGAUUGAAGAUGAUGGCCUGCCCUCUGCCUUCACCACCGCCCACGAGCUUGGACACGUGUUCAACAUGCCACACGACAAUGUGAAGGCCUGUGAGGACGUGUUUGGGAAACUGCAGGACAACCACAUGAUGUCUCCAACGCUGAUUCAGAUCAACCGCACCAGCCCCUGGUCCCCCUGCAGUGCUGCCAUCAUCACUGAAUUUCUGGACAGUGGGCACGGGGAAUGUUUGCUCGACCAGCCUCAGAAACCGUUGGCACUCCCCGACUUGCAGCCGGGAGCAUCCUACAUCCUGGACCGUCAGUGUGAGCUUGCGUUCGGAGAGGGCUCCAAGCCUUGCCCCUUCAUGCAACCACCAUGCGGCCGCCUGUGGUGCACGGGGAAAUCCAACGGCCAUUUGGUGUGCAUGACUCGGCACUUCCCCUGGGCAGAUGGCACCCACUGUGGGGACGGGCAGGUGUGCGACCGAGGCGUGUGCUCUGACAAACAGGUCCAAAAUGUGAAGGUGGAUGGACGCUGGGGUAAGUGGGGCACGUUCGGUUCCUGCUCGCGCACCUGUGGAGGCGGCGUCCAACUGUCUAAAAGGGAGUGUAACAACCCCGUUCCGUCAAAUGGGGGUAAAUACUGCCAAGGGGUUCGGGUCAAAUACCGCUCCUGCAACCUGAACCACUGCCCUGACACAGGUAAGACUUAUCGUGAGGAGCAGUGUGAGACCAGUGGCCGCAACUUCAACAGCAACCGCAUUGCUCCCUCUGUGGUGUGGGUACCAAAGUACUCUGGAGUGUCCCCAGAUGACAGGUGUAAACUCAUCUGCAGGGCUAACGGCACUGGUUACUUCUACGUCCUGGCACCUAAGGUUGUUGAUGGGACUCCAUGCUCCCCGGACUCCACAGGGGUGUGUGUCCAAGGAAAGUGCAUCAAGGCUGGCUGUGAUGGAAAAAUUGGCUCCAACAAAAAGUUUGAUAAGUGUGGAAUCUGCGGAGGUGAUAACAAGGGCUGUAAGAAGGUGUCAGGACUCUUCACAAAGCCUGCGCACGGCUACAACUUCGUGGUCAUGUUGCCAGUGGGUGCAGCCAACGUAGACAUCCGUCAGCGAGGCUACAAGGGAAUGAUGAGUGAUGACAACUAUUUGGCAGUGAAGAACAGUGAUGGUUAUUACCUGCUCAAUGGGAACUACAUUGUAUCUGCCGGGGAGAGGGACAUCAUUGUGAAGAGCAGCCUGCUGCGGUACAGCGGCACAGCUGGCCUCUCCGAGACCCUGCAGGCCGUGAAGCCCUUGGGAGAAGCUCUUACUGUGGAGGUGCUAUGCGCAGGCAAGAUGACGCCUCCUAGAAUCCGCUACUCCUUCUACCUCGUCCGUCAGACCAAGGAGGACAAGACUCUGAAGAAGGACGGGCGCAUAAACUCCCAUAACAGUGUCCUGGCUGAAGAUAGUGUCAAGGAGAGGGGAGGAGACACUCUGAAGAAGUCUUACAAGGAGGAUCCUGCUCUUGGGAAAUGGAUAUCCACAAACUGGGACCAGUGCUCAGUGACCUGCGGCAGCGGUAUCCAGAGGAGGAUGGUGCAGUGCCUGAGACCGGACGGGAAGCCGGGGUUGGACUGCGAUUCUUCACAAAGACCCCCAGCCAUCAGGGUUUGUGGAGACCCAUGUCCUGAGUGGCAUAUUGGGCAGUGGUCACCUUGCUCCAGAACCUGUGGGAAGGGCUUCAAGAGACGACCACUGCACUGCAAAACCCAACCUGGGCAUCUGCUUCCAAGGGAACACUGCACUGGCUUGCGCAAACCACAGGAGCUGGACUUCUGUAACCUAAGGCCUUGCUAGUGACUAAAACCAAUUAAGUACAAAUGUUGGUCUGAAUCGAAUCCACCUGCGAGUAUUACACACGCAGUGUCUGUCAGGUGCAUAUUUUUCCACCUGCCUCAUGGGACGGUUAGAGCAUGACAGACACUUGCUUGGAUGAACAAUGAGAAUAUUGGAAGGAGAGUGAAAGCCACAGGAUGAAUGCUGGAUGAAUUCUUUUUUCACUGCCAUCUCUCUGACAUCAAAAGACAUUACCCAGGUCUAAAACUCUGAUGGUAAAAUAACAUAAUAAAAGGUUGAAUAAGAUUUAGUAGAAUCCCUUGUACUGUCAGCAGAUACAGAAUGCCCAUUUGCAAAUAAUCAAUCAAUUUUUUUCCAUAUGAGUCUGGAUCCCAUUUUAUGUCAAAAUGUUUUAACAGUGCAGGUUUCAAAGUUUUAGUUGGAUCUUGCAAAUAGAUCAGUGAAGCCUGCUGGUUGUCCAAAAAAUGAUUCUAUUCAUUUUUCAAAAAGAAAAUGUAUCGAGACUGACAUGUGUAACUUUCUACCAAGUGGACUAAAAUGCUAUGCCCAUGUGCUGCACAACACUUUAUACAGAGAAGGACAUUUCACACUUCACUUGCCAUCAUUCACAUGCUUUUUUUCAGGGACAUUUUUAAAGCUUGGAAUUGAUUCAGAAAUGAAACAGAUUUACAGACGUAUGCUAGUUUCAACAUAUUUGGUAUACUGUUGCUGCAUCACGUAUCCAAUCCAAAUAUAUAUUUUGAAGCUGUUGGAUAAUAGCUGUAGCAAGUUGAUGGAACAAAUGAUAGAUUCAUAUAGCAGCAACCACUGUACCAUUUUUAACAUAUUUUACUUCUAGAACUUUCACAGAAACAAACAAUGACAGUGGAGCCAGCGUUUCUCCUCCGCACAGUGCUCCCCUUCAAAACUAGGAAGAAAUCUCCUGCCUUGCAGAUGUUGAUUAUGUGCAGACCUCACUCAGCACCAGUCAUGGAAAUAGUUUAAACUAGAAUCUAAGGUCACACUGGUGGCUUUCAUGACAGAUCAAACUAAACCAUGCAGGAAACAAUGACCAGCGGUUUGCUCCCAGUCAGCUGGUGUGGCUGCAAGCUCAGUAAUUUCAUCAGGAAUCGCACUGCUCAUUUGAGAUAUGGACUUAGGCUGAUAUCUCACUCAUACACACACUCACUUGCAUGCACACACACACAUGUAUUGUGUUCAGUUCCUGCCUUCUGUGUUCAACAUGCCUGAUUGCUUCCUUCAUUUGACCACAACAAUUGUCUCCUCAGUUCCUAGCGUUCAGCCAGUUGUGAAGCCUGUUAAGUCAUGCCUGUCUGGCACAGUUACCAUAGAUAAUUUAUUAUCAAUGAAACGAUAAAGCAGAGAGGGGAAGAAAAACUGGCAAGCCCUCUGCUAUACUGUACAGAAUAUGUGUUUUCCUGGAUCUCCUUGUUCAUGGCCCCACAGCCUGAGCCAAGAUGUUCUCUCUACACACUUGAUGAAAUCCUGUAAUCCAUUAUAUUUUUGUUUUGUUUCUUAAGGGGCCACAUUGUCCAGUCCAACAUCCAACUACAGGAUGGAUCCUGCACUGGUUGGAUUACUAUUUUUAUUUUUUAUUUUUUAUUAGCUUUUGCACUUUGUACAGCAAAAGAAACCAAUGACCUACAUGGGCUGUACUGUAUACUAUGUAUACAUUUAUUCAGCUCUGUGCAAAAAAUAAUGUAAAUACUUUUUUAAUCUUUUUUUUUUUUUUUUUUACACAGGCAUUUGUAAUUGUCUUUGACUUCAGAAUAUUUAUUCCAAAAAUAAAGCCAUUAAUGAACAGUUAUAA